This is a messenger RNA of Pundamilia nyererei, 906 nucleotides long. RefSeq names its product centlein-like. Gene Ontology annotation, cellular component: centrosome; centriole. Lineage: Eukaryota; Metazoa; Chordata; Actinopteri; Cichliformes; Cichlidae. The coding region runs from base 346 to 768 and encodes 140 amino acids. The transcript has 6 exons. Gene Ontology annotation, biological process: protein localization to organelle; centriole-centriole cohesion. The record is from RefSeq and is a predicted model, not a curated record.
GCAGAGGGACAGAAGCGGAAAAACAGCGGGCUUGUUUGAAAAGAGGAAACCGUCUCCCUGGUUACUGACAGCCGUGUUAUCCACACAGAAGUUUCAUCUGGCGUUGUACAAAACAAUAUAACGGAUGUACACGGGUGAACCCUUCAAUUUCUCACAGUUCGAAGUAUGUCGUGACGUUUUGUUUUCUAGCGCUCUGACUUCAGAAAGCUGUCAACACCAGAAAGAGUGUAACUCUUUAUGCUUUACGUGGCUAACGCUAGCUAAGUAAUCUCAGUGUUGGUCUUCCUGGUGCUGCUGCAGGGUUGAUAUCUGCCUGGUUAGCAAGCGAUCGAAAUAGGUCUGAAAAUGAGCUCAAAAGACGAUGCUCGCACCCUGGUAUUGGAGGAGCAGGUGAAGACUUUAUCAGAUGAGCUUUUGCAAUGCCAGGCAGACAAGGAGUUUGUGUGGUCUCUGUGGAAAAGGCUGCAAGUGGCAAAUCCAGACUUGACCCAGGCUGUCAGUUUGGUGGUUGAGCGUGAGAAGCACAAAGCUGAGAUUAAGGACAGGAAAGUGUUGGAGAUCCUUCAGUCGAAAGACUACAAGAUUCAAGAGUUGGAACAGAGAGUAACCGGGCAGCAGCAGGAGAUUAACGGCUUGUUACAAAGGAGGACGGCGGAAGAGGAGAGUGAUUUAAUGAAGAAGGAGCUGACAGCGCUGCGUGAACAACUGGUCAAUAAGAGUCAGGAACUUGAGCUUACUUUCCCGCUACGGACAACAGAGAAUACUUAACAGCUGGAAAGUCUGCAUGUGAGAAAGAAAGCGCGAGCCAGAGAAAAGCAGGUUGUUAACUUGCAGAUAAAUACUUAAUGCCUCCUUCAGUGGGGGGAAAGUGAAUAAUGUGCAUGCGAUGGUGUGGCUUCUGCCUAA